Messenger RNA from Toxorhynchites rutilus septentrionalis, 8501 nucleotides. RefSeq lists its product as uncharacterized. The transcript is spliced from 2 exons. Lineage: Eukaryota; Metazoa; Arthropoda; Insecta; Diptera; Culicidae. The record is from RefSeq and is a predicted model, not a curated record. The coding region runs from base 5721 to 7121 and encodes 466 amino acids.
GUGUUGUGUCCUGUCGCGUUCCGCGUGUUGUGUGUGUACAGCAGUUCUUACGUUAGCACAGUAUCUAAAAAUGAGUGAAAGGAUCAAGUUUCUAAUUUUAGAAUGUUCUACGUUCAUAUUUUUAUCUUGCUGUGUGUAGGUGUAAUAGAUAACAAUAAUGAGAAGAAACAAAAAACCGAUUCUUCCUGUUUAUUUUUUUGAAAAAAGUAAUACUUUGUCUCAAAAUUGGUGUUAUACUUCAGAGUUUGUAAGAAAUCUGAUUUUAUGUACAAUUUUUGUUCAAAAAUUACAGAAAUUUGUUCUAAAAAUGUAAGAAUUUUAAACCUCCAUCAUGAAGUCAAUAGCACAGUCACAUUUUUGAGUCAGCGGCCAUUUUAUUCCAACAUCUCUUCAUAUUUGCAGCAUCACGAGUCACUCUGGCACACUUCUUCAAUUUCCGCUUGGCUUUUGCCCAACAUUUUUCAAUUGAACGAAAUUGGGGGCAAUUGGAAAGAUUAAGGUUUUUUUCCAAUGUAAUCGACCCCAUUACCACGGUAGAACUAAAGCAGUUUUCGACUGUAGUGGCAGCUUGCCAAAUCUGGCCAACCGGACCUUUGUGAGCCUUAAUGGACGGAAGGAGACGUUUUUGGAGGCACUCUUCCCUAUACAUUUUCGAGUUAAUUGUCUUGUCUACAAAUUCCUUGCCAAAUCAAGAACUUCCUGGUAAAUUUAUUAACGAAGUGAAAUUUGCUGGGCACAACUCUUCUGACCGUGGCCUUAUAGAAUUUCAGGCCUGGGAGCUGUCCAAAAUCCAUCUUUACGUACGUUUCGUCAUCCAUCAGCAUGCUUCCUUCGUACUUCGUCAAAACCUCAAUUGUACAACUUUCGUCUUUUGGUCAACGGAUUUAGCAUCAGCGUCCUGUUUGGUUGCUUGCAGGCACGGAAAUUACGAUUAUCUUGUUGCAUACGAAUUCUUCGAACAGUACAUAGGUUAGUUGUGUUUUUUGGCGAUAUCGUAGUCCAAGAGUCCCGGGUUUGCCCUAACUGUAUUCAAUACCUUCAACCACAGCUUUCCGAUCGAGAGUCCCACUACGACGCGUUCUCUGAUUCAUCCGCGUUCACGGAAACGUUUCCGCGCAUUAUACAUGGUCGAUUUAGCCACAUUUUCUUCUGUCUGUAUUAUAGUGACUUUCAACACUUUUGGUUGGUUCGUCACUUUUACAUCCAUUCCGGAAGAAUGUCGGGAAUGACAAUUGAACUCAUGAUCUUUAGCGUGAGAGGUACGGAUGUUACCACUACGCAAGAUCGCCACAAAUCGUUUAACCAUUUACCGUCGAAAGAUGCAGGUUUUACAAACAAUUUUCUGUCAAAAUAUUUCAAAUACGCCUACUACGACCGCUGCUAUAAAAUGAACAGCGGUUCCGGAUUCUGAAUGUUUUUAAGCUUUCUACAGCGAUUCCAAUCUAUCGAAAAAAAGGAAAUACCGUAAACCGGGGGCAAAUUGAUCACUAUUUUCAGAAAAAUGUGAAUAUUUCCGAUUGUUUGAAUUAGAUUAAUACCCAAUUAUUUUAAAAAUCAGUACUGGUGCUAAGGCCACAAAAUGUUAUGGAAAGCUUUGUUAAAAAAAUCCUUAAGCGUUAAUUUGGAAAAUUUUAGGCGGAAAAUUUAAAAAUGUAGCUUCAGGGAGAAAUUUAUCAAUCUAUGUUUUUCAGGAUUUUGUAGUGUAAUAUACACAAAUGUGUAGAAAAAAUCAAUUAUUUCUUCACCUACGGUCAUUUAAAUGAUAAUUCAAGGGUUUGAGGAUACAAAAACCUGAUUGAAUCCAUCUGAAGGUGUGGUCAUGUCUUUCCAUAACUCGAUUGAAACCAGUGUUGCUAAUGGUCACCAUCGUAUGACUGUUCAUGGAGACGUAUGUGCUGUGUCAUUAAUGAACAUCAUAAAAUGAACAGUCAAACAACCGUCGAACUAAAAAUGUCAUAUGACAUUUCGGCUUUUUUUCGUCCUAUACAUUAGAUAUCCAUCGCCCCGUAAUUAAACAACAGUGUUCACGGGGAACGCUCACCGCUGAAAACGUUCAUUCAACACAUUCGCACUUGAUAGGGGAGAGUUCGACCGAGAUGGAAAAUGAAAGGUGGGAAGAUUUUUUAAAUCUGUGACGUCACAGAUUUUGUUUAUGUAUGUUAUUUUUCUUAUAAUAGUCCACUACAUAGGAAAAGUGUUGUUAUUAAAAGUAAAAAUAAGCAAAUGAAAUGAACGUACUAGUUUUUUUUCCUAAAUCAAUGCUAGCGUUCAAAAUCAUAAGUGCCUGACAUUUUAACAGAAACUGAAAUUUCAGCAUUUUUGAAGUGUUCUAAACUUAAUUUCAAUUCAAUUCUACUUCUCGUUACGUCGACCAAAAACGUAAACGAACAAAGUCAGAGUCACACAAUCUUUUGUUCCCUUGUCCGAUAAACAUUUGACAGUGCAUGGGAAAAAAGGUUGCAAGUUUUUUUUCAUGUAAAAUGAAGUUGGAAAAUAAAUUGAAUUGACUGCGUAUGACUUAGAUUGAGACGAAAAAUUUUCCGCUUGCGUCUUAGUUUUAGACGACUGAAGUUUUCAGCACCCUAAUUGUGAAAAAAGUAAUUACAAUUGCUGACAAAAGUCAAAGUUCCAUAAAGUUGCUCUAGAAUUAAAACAUAGUAGACAUUAGAAUACUAUUUCAGAAAUCAAAGAAAAAAUUAAACAUUUUAGUUCGUGAUAUGUUUAGUUUUUUUCAAAAUGCGAAAAAUAUGAUUUGGAAAUCUGUAAUUAGCUUCUGUAUAUCCUCUUUCAACGUUAUUCGUAGACUUAUUCAAUUUUGUAACAUUUGAGUAACUGACUGGUAUGCCUGGUAUGUGAACUUCCUAUCUUCCUGGCUACUAACACAAUCAAAGUUCAAUACGACCAAAACCCGUGAAUCUUCCCACCUUCUAUUCUUCAUCUCGGAGUUCGACGGUUGCUUUGAUAUAGCAAUCCGUCUGAAUACCAUCCAUCGUGUAUGGAUGUGUGAGUGAGCAGGUGGAUGUAUAUGUGCAGCUACGCUUGAAUGCUGAAUAAAGGGAGAAAAAGAAUGCACACCACUGCAGUUUUAAUGUAAAAUGACAUUAAAACUACAGUCAUAUUAGCCGGAAUUGAGGGAUGGUCAUGAGCGCGAAUGGUAGAAUGGAAAUAGCAUAUUUUAAUCGCUCUUCUGGGUACGGUCGACAGAAAGAAAAAACAUAUAAACGUUCAAUUGAUAGUCGUGUUUGGGGCUGUGCGUUUAUUUCUGAUGUGACUGUUAGAACCGAGCAAUGCAUUCUUGGUUACAUUUGCAAUACAUAUUGAGCCGUAACUCUUGAGCAAGUGAUGAUUGAGAGAAAUGUCGACCGUUUACAACACUGAUUGAAACAUUGAUCUGAAGGUCAUCCGGAGACCAUUCGGGUCAUCCUAAUAUGGCCAAAAACCAUUGAAAUGGUCACCAAUGAACUAGUUUUGACAAACCAAGACGCUCGGUAUGUCGCAUGAUGCGAUUCGGUUCUGGUCAUUCGUGGUGCUUUUUUGUAAAAUAGUUUUUUCUUACAUGAUUGAAUAGUAACUACAAGUAUUUGAUUACUUAUUCAACUCAUGAAUUAAUAUGCUUAGCGUCUAUAAAUAUUGCUUUGAUGUGUUGAAAAUAUGUUUAUUUACCAUAAUAAAAAAUGGAAACGAAAAUGCUAUUCAGAAAAAUAUUAAUUUUCAUGCCAUUUGAUAAGUGGUUCGUUGAGAACCAUUGACAAAAAGAAGCUUCAUGGUUAUUGAACAUGUCAGAUUUGUUUUCAGUAAUACGUUUGAUCAAUUUCACCCCGGUGAUCAAUUUGCCCCCGGAUGACGUUACUCCAAUUUUGUUUAAACCUCGUAUAUUCAGUUUUUACCGAAAAAUUUCAGAUUUUUUUUCGCUCUCAAGCUAUUCUAAUUUAAGAUAGCCUAUUAGGUUACUAUUAAGCGAAAUCCAAAAAAAGGUUCUUAUGGUCCAAAACGAAGAAACGUCAGUUCUUCUUAUUUGUUAUAACUUUUUUUUAAGAGCUCAGACUUUUUCCUUGAAAAAGCCUCAAGUUUCGUAGUGUCGAUAGGGGCAGCUAACGAAUUUAUAUUUUUUCCCACUCUCUUGCCAUUUCUCUUCAGUAAGGCUUGCCACUUCAUAAUGGAAAGAUAUACGAUCCAACAACGAGUCGAGAUUAUUAAAAUUUACUACCGAAAUUCGGAGUCAAUGGCCUCAACUUUAAGAGCGCUACGUCCAAUUUAUGGUCGUCAUAAUUGUCCUGCCAGAUCAGCAAUUGAGCGUCUAGUAGAAAAAAUUUGAAUCCACAGGCACAGUACAAAAUGUUCCCGUGCCAGUGAGACAAAGAAGUGCCCGUAGUGUCGAGAAUAUUGCUGCCGCUAGCGCAUCAAUUGAGGAAGACCCAAAUCAGUCUCUCACACGUCGUUGUCAAGCGUUGGGCAUCUCUGUGACGUCGUUGUGACGAAUUUUGCGAAAAGAUCUUGGCCUACAUCCUCACAAGAUCAUAUUGACGCAAGAACUGAAACUGUUUGACCACCAGAAGCGUCGUAAGCUCGUGAAUUGGGGUGAGCAACAACUUGUAAAUGAUCCGGAUUUUCAUCGAAAAAUCAUCUUCGGCGAUGAGGCUCAUUUCUGAUUGAAUGGCUUCGUCAAUAAGCAAAAUAUGCCUGACUAAUAAGGCAGCAAUCCACACGUACUCCAUGAGUCACCAUUGCAUCCCGAAAAAAAAUACGGUUUGGUGCGGUUUAUGGUCCGGUGGCGUCAUUGGGCCGUACUUCUUCGGUGAUGAUCAAGACCGGCUCGUUACUGUGAAUGGGAAUUAUUACCGCUUAAUGAUAACCGAAUAUUUUUGGCCCGAAUUGGAUAAUAUGGACUUGGACAAUAUGUGGUUUUAAUAGGACGGUGCCACAAGCCAUAUUGCAAAUUUAACAAUCGAUUUAUUGAAAAGUUUUGUGAGCGUGUUAUCUCACGAAAUGGCUCAGUUAAUUGGUCGACUCGGUCGUGCGAUUUGACUUGACCAGGGCCCGAAAUCUUCGAAGACCGACUCUACUCUCAGUAGCUUCGCUUUGACUAGAACUGCUUUGGCAGUCGCCCACAACAUUCAAUUGACCUCAAUCGACAUUUCUACCCCCCUACGAAACCGUAUUGAUAUUUUUACGUCCAUAUAAAGAACAACGAUGAUUUCUGAUGCAAGAAAGAAGUUACCCCAUCAAUGGACGGUUUACAACAAUGAUUGGUUCGACAACUCGCAAGCAGAUCGGACAAGUUAUUAAUCGAUCCAACAAAGGUGUUUUUUUCACAUCGAAUAAUAGUGUGCUUUUUCAUCGGUUGCGCUUGCGAGUGUAGCGAAAUUUAAAGUGGUGCGCGCUGAGGAUCCAAAUCAGACACAUUCAUCACACACGCCACACAGCCGCGGCAAGUAGAAAUUUAUUUUUCUUUUGUUUCCCUAUCAUUCCUUCUUCCUUCUGUGCACGAUAUACACCAUUGUUCAACUUUGUGUUAACCAAAUCGGCAAACGUUGGCAUUAGGGGUGAUCAUUAUUUCUUAUAUACCGUUGAAUUUUUAUUGGAACUUUUUUUCAUUUUAGCAUUUUAUUUGACAUAAAAUAAAUCAUAACCUUAUAAAAAAAUAUUUUUUUUUCACUCAUUUAUUUAUUUUGAAUCAUUAUAUUCUGUUCAUAUCGAACAGUUGACCGAUUUUUUUUUAUAUGGCUGAGGGCGGGAAGGAUCCCCCAUCGACGCCAUUGAAUAUUUCCGAUACCGAUCCUCCUCCUGAAGAGCAGGAAGAUGAAGCAGAAGUUGAGGAAGAAACUUCUGUAUAUGAAGUUGGAAGUUCCGAAGAUGAGGACAUUGACGAAAAACAGGAUUUUCGUCCAAAAGAAUACCAUGAAGGCUCCAAAGGCCCAUUCAUUGUAUACUUUAGACGAAAAUCUAAACCUCUCAAUGUCAUUCGUAUCUCGAAGGAACUUACUCAGAAGUUUUCUGCAGUUAACGAGAUUACACGGAUGGGGCCAGACAAACUACGAGUUGUCGUCUCAAGCAGGACCCAAGCGAACGAAAUCACGCGCUGCGACCUCUUUGCGAUUGAGUAUCGCGUAUACGUGCCUUGUUGCAAUGUCGAAAUAGACGGCGUAAUAACCGAAAAGGGUUUGACUCGAAAAGAGAUUAUCGAUGGUGUCGGUCGCUUCAAGAACUCUUCACUAAAAACUGUGAAGAUUCUUGCAUGCGAUCGACUGAAAUCUGUGUCACAAAAUGACAAAAAUGACAAAAGGGUUCUCAAUCGGACAAACUCUUUUCGUGUUACUUUUGAGGGUUCCGCCCUUCCAAACUACGUUGCAAUAGGUGCACUUCGUUUACCUGUUCGGUUGUUUGUACCCCGGGUAAUGAAAUGCAACAAAUGUAUGCAACUCGGUCACACGGCCGCCUAUUGUUGCAAUAAAAAACGUUGCGCAGAUUGUGGAGAGAGCCAUGAUGAGAAUCCUUGCGCGAAAGAGCACAAGUGUCUUCAUUGCGGCGGGACUCCUCAUGAUCUUAUCCAAUGCCCGGUGUACAAACAACGAGGGGAGAAAAUCAAGCGUUCCUUAAAGGAACGUUCCAAGCGGACUUAUGCAGAAAUGCUUAAGAAUUCCGUACCAACGAAUCAGGACAAUCCCUACUCCAUUCUGCAGAACGACGAGCCUGUUGCUGACGCUCCCAAUGCAGGAAGUUCCGGUACAUCGCAGGGUGCCGUCAGGAAAAGAAAAAUUACUUCUUUUCCAUCACUCCCCAGAAAGACGACCGAAACUUCCCAAGUUGGAAUGAAAACUCGAAUUGAACGUGCUGAGAAUAGACCGAAGCAAGUACCUCCUGGUUUAAGCGGUUCUUCUACGCACCAGGGGUCCUCAGCACUUCCCGGAGCAGCACCCACCCCGUCUGUUCCAUUUUCGCGGUCGAGGCAACAGCCACAAUCUGGUUUGCUUGCGCUUUCUGACCUGGUGGACAACAUUUUAAAUGCUUUAAAUAUAAAUGACCCUCUUAAAAGCAUAGUAUUAUGUUUGCUUCCGAUUGUGAGAACAUUUUUGAAAGAAAAAUGUGGUUUUUUAGCAGCGUUCAUUUCCCUCGAUGCCUAAUUCAGUGCAAGAGGUCAAGGAUUUGACCACUGUAAUACAGUGGAAUUGCAGAAGCAUCAUCCCUAAACUAGAUCAAUUUAAAUUUUUAGUUCAUAGUUCUAACUGUGAUGUAUUUUCCCUCUGUGAAACAUGGCUUUCUUCAGCCGACGAGCUGAAUUUCCACGAUUUCAACAUUAUUCGCCUCGAUCGAAAUGACUCGUUUGGUGGCGUACUAUUGGGGAUCAAAAAAUGUCACUCCUUCUAUAGAGUCACUCUCCCAUCGAUGACAGGCAUUGAAGUUGUCGCUUGCCAGACACAAAUCAAUGGCAAAGACUUCUGCAUUGCCACGAUAUAUAUUCCUCCAAGAACCAUGGUCGGCCGCCAUCAGUUUUUUGAUAUCAUCGAGGCAUUGCCGGAGCCGCGGCUAAUCUUAGGUGACCUCAACUCCCAUGGAACAGCAUGGGGGUCACACUACGAUGACAGCCGUGCCACGUUGAUUUAUGAUCUGUGCGACAACUUCAACAUGACAGUUUUAAAUACAGGGGAAGCAACUAGGAUAGCCAACCCUCCUGCACGGGCAAGUAUGCUAGACAUAUCACUUUGCUCUUCUUCGUUAUCCCUGGAUUGCACGUGGAAGGUAAUCCAAGAUCCCCACGGUAGUGAUCACCUGCCAAUAAUUUUAUCGAUCGCCAAUGAAUCAGCACUUGUUUCAAUGCAUGAACUUCCUCCACUCGAAGAGUAUAACUUUAUAUCGAGUUUGAUUUAUGAAAGCGCACUUCAAGCUCAAAAGAAACGUGUUCCUGCUACCACUUUCCGACGUCGUCCUCCAUCACUUUGGUGGGACAAGGAGUGUUCAAAGGUCUACCUUGAAAAAUCAUCCGCUUUCAAAAAAUUCAGGAAAACUGGAUUAGUGGAAUGGUUUCGAAAGUACCAAGCUCUAGAAGCCAAACUAAAAGGUGUGAUUAAAGCAAAAAAGCGAGGAUAUUGGCGGAAAUUCGUCAAUGGUUUGUCAAGGGAGACAGCUAUGAGCACUCUUUGGAAUACGGCUAGGAGAAUGCGUGGCUGGAACCAUACAAAUGAAAGUGAGGAAUACUCUGACCGUUGGAUUUUCAAAUUUGCAAGAAAGGUUUGUCCCGAUUCCGUUCCUGCACAAAACGUCGUACGCGACAUUCCGCUCCAAUGCGAUUAUGAGAAUUUUUCGAUGGUAGAAUUCUCAAUUGCCCUCCUCUCAUGUAACAAUUCAGCUCCGGGGUCGGACAAGAUUAAAUUCAACUUGUUGAAGAAUCUUCCUGACUUGGCGAAACAGCGUUUGCUGAACUUGUUCAACAAGUUUCUGGAGCUGAAUAUUGUCCCGCAUGACUGGAGACAAGUGAGAGUGAUAGCCAUACGAAAACCCAACAA